Molecule: messenger RNA, 786 nt
Organism: Microbotryum saponariae
Lineage: Eukaryota; Fungi; Basidiomycota; Microbotryomycetes; Microbotryales; Microbotryaceae
Source: the annotation of a GenBank genome assembly
AUGCCGAUCCCUUCUGGUCCUUGGGAACAAGUGGCCAUCAACUUCAUGACAGGACUGCCUCCGGUCGAGCUCGAAGGGAGGAUGGUUGCUCAAAUCAUGGUGGUCACUGACACUUGGGGCAAGAUGGUCCACCUGAUUCCCCUCCCAGCCGACGCCGACUCGGAGCUCGUUGCCGAGAAGUACUACGCCACCGUCUUCCGACUGCAUGGGAUGCCUUCCGCCAUCGUUUCCGACCGUGAUCCCAAGUUCACCUCGCAGUUUUGGCGGGCAUUGCAGGCAAAGAUUGGCACCGUCUUGCGAAUGUCAACCGCGGCACACCCCGAGACGGACGGAUUGAGUGAGAAUCGGAUCAAGAUGGUCACCCAAACCCUGCGGAUCAUGGUCUCGUCAAACCACGAGGCUUGGGCAUCUCGUCUUGUUGAAGCUGAGUUCGCUCUUAACUCUUCUGUUGCUGUGUCCACGUCGCUGUCGGCUUUUGAGGCAACCUACGGCUACCUUCCUCGACGCUGGCCUUCGGAUUCCUGGUCUGUCUCGGACGUCCCUCGUGCGGAAGCGUUUGCUCGGAUCCGACAAUUACGGAACCUCGACGUGACGGAUGUGAUCAUUGGAGCACGCCUCAACCAGUCCCAUCAGGCCAACAAGCAUCGACACCCAGACGACCCCGCCUUUCGGACCGGCAGUUACGUCUAUCUUUCGACAAAGAACCUGGCAGUUCCUGAUGGCAUGAAGUCUGUCAGGAUGACAGCGUGUACUCGAAGGAAGCCCCCCAAGGCUAUGUGCGGGUAG